UUAAGGAAAUGUCAAUUAGAAUAAUAAUUUGACUAAUUUACCUUAUUUAUUAUUUGAUCUCCAUUUAAUACUUAUUUUUUCUUUUACGAUAUUAAUCUCUUUUCACAUUUAUUAGAGUAAGGAAAAAAUGAAAAUGUAAUUAAAUUCUAUCUUAUUUUAAUAUAUAAGCAUUUUAAGUAUGUUGUGCAAUAAUUUCAUUUGCUCCCACUAAUGGGUUGAUACGCAUGUGGCAAUGAAUCCAUCAUUAUUGAUUUAAUGAGAUGCUUUGGAAAUCACAUGAAUAUUGUUUGAUUUUUUAAUAUGGGAUGCACUUUUUUUUGGACAUUAUUUAUUUUUUUAAUAUGGGAUUCACUUUUUUUUUAAUAUUGCUUGAUUUUGUUAAUAUGGGAUCCACUUUUUUUUCCCGUGAGUUUAGAGAUGGUGGGUUCCACUUUUUUUUGUUUAUAUUGAUUGGUGUUUAGUAUGGAGCCUGCACUUUUUUUUUUUUUUUUUAAAUAUUGGUUAGUGAAAAGUAUGAGGCCACACUUUUUUUUUUAUUAUUGGAACGGACGACGAAAAGGUUGGGCCAACCGGCUCUUCUAUAUAGGUAAAAUUUGUAAUAUUUAAUGUAACAGCCACUCAACAUAUACUCCAUGCUAAAUCAGACUUGGUUACACAAGUUGGAUGGAGUAGCAAUAGAUAUUUGUCUUUUAUCAGCGUGAACACCAAAUUGGUCUAUAGUAUAUGGAAACACAUUUAACUUGAAUCCAACUGCAACUAGCUAUUACCAAUGAAAAGUUGGCUUUUACUUCUCAGACACCUUUUUUUGUUCUCUGGUUCUUUUUUCACCCUUUUUCCUGUUUCUCUCAAUCUAAUGAAGUGGGCAUUUGCUGUCAAUUUUAAUUUACUGAUUCUUCUUUCCUUUCUUUAAUUUGUUUUACCCACCCGAUAAAUACAUUUAUACAGUAAUAUACUUCAUUGGCUGCCAGAUUCUAUGGAAAGGGUACCACUUGUUUGAUGGCCAUUUUUUCCGAACUAAGAAAAUGAAUAUAUAUCUACAAGACGAGCAUAGAAAGUGUGUUUAACCUUAAAACGUAGAACAGUUAAAUUUAUACGAGAUGCCAAAGAUAUGUGACUAAAUUCAAUUAAAGAUUUAAAUAGCGAGAUGUGUAAAGAAAGCGGACAAAGAAUUAGAUCUAACAAAGUGAUGGAUACGUAUGGCCUCGGGCUAAGAGACCGAGGUCGAUAUUCUUUUCGUUACGAGCUCUCACGAGGUACAAAUAAAAUGAAACUCAAGAACAGAUGGGCAUUGAUUUGAUAAAAUUCUUAUGAUUGUUGAUAUGAACUACUUCCCUCCUUGCUGUUGCCAACCCCCUUCAUGGAUGAUGACCUCCUCUUUAUAUAGUAAAGGAGUUUCAAACCUAGUGCAAUUCUAAAUAAAACAAGUAAAUCUGGUGACAGCUGUAUCGCCGAGAUCGACGUCGAAAUAUCUGGGUGAGGACGGAUAUUUCGGUCUUCUGUUAAUGGCAAUCGAUCGCCCUUCCUUUAUCGCCUCAUCCUUGCCGAGCUCGAGACCUCGUUCCUGGUGAGACGGUCAUGUUGUGUCCGAGCAUAAUCAUGACAACGGGAAAUCGAGCGUGCAUGUGUCCUCGGUUUUACCCGUAUACAGAUAGUCCCCCCAUUUCUUGAGGUGCAGUUACUAACGGCGGGGAAUGGAUCCUUAACAAACUGAGCAGCUGCCUUUAAUUACCCGGUAUGGAACGUUUAAGUCAAAUCUCACUCUGCCCGAUGCUGGGUCAUUAUUACCCAGCCGCCAAAUCUUUUUGGGGAAUCCUCCUUGUAUCAGAACUCUUGAUAUGCUACAGGAUCUCUUAAAUCUCCUUCUAUAUAAAGCCCAUGCCUUCUUUCUUUCCCAUGCAUCCUCACUUCUCUAAAUCUCACUUUGUUCCUCCUCUAAACCUACUGAUAUUCCUGCAUUGAUCCCAUAAGACUCCUCGAAUCUUCAAUCUUUUUGUUCCACUGUUGAAGAUACGCUUUGUUAAGGAGAACCUUCCACGAUCAUGGCCUACGUACUGUUACUGACUCAGGGUGAAGCUCAAUCUUCAUUCAUGCCAUCGACUGGAGCCGAUGGUCCUGAUAGAGAGUUAGAAUCUAUUGCUGCGGGUAUUGUCCCGUCGGGUUUUAUUUACGCGAAUGACUGCAAAGUCCUUCACCAUCUUAACCCGGUGAAAGAUUUCGAAUCUUAUAUCGAUGAUAGCGCCAUUACCAUGGUCAGGGAAGAUUGCCAUCUAGGUGCAGACGUUGACCUUCCCGACGGGGAGGGUGUGAAAAUAACUCAUCACGUUCUCGGUUACUCGUUGUUGUACACGUAUCCUUUUGCCAUAGGGUUCGUCCUCCCCGUUCAUAGAAUAAUCGAGGACUUUUGAUGUCGAUAUAGAGAAUGUAUUGGGCAUAUCGCCCCGCAAAUUUAGAGGCUCGUGUUCUACAUUGAGAAGUUGGCCAACACUGCCGGAGUCGCUUUUACCCUCGAUCACUUGCUUCAUUUAUAUAUACCUCAGGUGAUCCGAGGGGGAAUUGUCCAGUUGAUUCCCAGGGGAAGUCGAAGCCUCAUUGACCCUGAAGACGAUUAUGAUUGAGGAUGGCUUAACCGGUUCGUGAUGGUACGCACGGUUCAACUGCACCGCCCAUCAUCUGUCGAUUUUCCCCAAGUGUAGAACCCUUCAUUGAACCCAGUUGAGCCCACGCUCGAAACUGCUAUUUUUGAGUGGGUGAUUGCCCUUCUCAGGGGCUCGUAGCUUAGGGCGUUCUUGGAGAAGAAUGGCACCCGAAGGGUGGAAAGGCAAGGACCAUGGUAACUUCUUUAUCUGAACGUUUUGAUCCUUAUUUCUCUGUAUCAUAUCUUAACUCAAUAUCUUUGGUUUCCAGAACUUCACCGAGGAGGGCUCCCAAAGGGAAAUCGGUAACCGAGGACAUAGUUCGGGGAAGAAGAACACCUGCUCCACUGAGGCCACCCAGACGUUUGGAGGCCGACAGUUUUCCCGUUGUGUAUUCGGGGGUUGGAUCCCGAGUUCGAACUCGCCAUAUUAUGGGGACUCGCUGGGAGAUGCCUUUGGGUGAAAACACACCAGUGAUCGUACUCGAUGAGGAAGAUUUGUCGGAACUGGAUAUCCCCGGGUCGUCUACCUCUGGUGCAAGUCGUGGGGACAGCUAAUCGGUAUCACCCGUCAUUGCCGCAUCCCGUGGAUAUAUAAUACGCUCAAAUUACACCUAUUAAUGGCGUAAAGCGGACGUUGUCAAAUAUAGUAACCCAACAAGGUUGGGGUCGAAUCCCACAGGGAAUAUGGAGAGAAAAAGAGUACUAAUCGUAUGCGAUACCAGUCUUUAAAUGUUUUAAUCCUAUUCCGGAUAGUUUGAAUUGAUUGUUGAAUAAUGUAAUUGAAUACUUUGACUUAAAAUGUAAUUAAUGUGAGAGAGAGACUAAGGUUGUGUUCCCCAAUUUGAUUAGAUAUUAUGCUUCAGGUUUCAAUGUGAUAUACUUCUAAUGGUUGUUCUAUGAAUAUGCACUUGGUCUCUUAAGGACUUCUUAAUGUUUCCCAACAGUUAAGCAGUAUUUCCUCUUUAUGAUUCUUCCGAAUAUAAAAGAGUUACAAUCGAAGAGCGACCAAUAAUGCCAAUUUAGACUUAUUCUUAUUCCUAAGUUAGUCUAUUAAACGAGGGUUAACGCUUCGAGUCAUUGUUAUUCAAUCUUACCAAUAUUGACUCUCUUUCCUAAGAAAAGUCAAUAUAAUGGCUUCGGCUAAUGCUUGCAAUCAUUACCCAACGUUACAACUCAAAGAUAGAAUAAAUAACAACCAUUAUGCAUAUAUCAAUAAUAGAAACCCAUUCACAUAAUACCCAUCAUGGGAUUCACAACCUUAGAAUUGAAAUUAGCUACUCAUAAUGUUUGUUGACAAAAAAAACUUAAAGAUUAACAUAAUACACUUACAAUGCUAAUACAAUAUGGAAUGGAAGUGAAGUUGUUGCCUUAAAUGCUCAAAACCCUUCAACUAUUCAAUCCUUGAAAUUUAUGCUCUCAAAGGAAAUCUGAUGCCUCCAUUAAAACCCUACAUUAAGUAUUUAUAGGGCCAAAAGUCGUGUCAAGUUUCUGGACAAAAAUACCCCUUCGCGGCUGAGUUACGGACCGUAACACAGGUUACGGACCGUAACACAGGUUACGGACCGUAACACAGGUUUCGUCCUUUUUUGCCUUCAUGUUACGGCUUCAUGUGACGGACCGUAACACAGGGUACGGUCCGUAUCUUCCAGCGUAUCUGGCCUCAGUCUUGUGGGCAAUGAGGUACGCCACGACGUUACUGACCGUAACGUACGUUACAGACCGUCCUUCUGGGUGUAACCUGUGACAAUAAUUUGGUAACUCUCUGGAAAUUUGGCUGGUGUUACGGUGAUAUGUUACGGACCGUAACAUGAGUUACGGACCGUAACACCACACCGUAACACUGAUUGUUUCAGUGAAAACUUUCUGGAAAUUUAGGCCUUGUUACGGUUCAAUGGUACGAACCGUAACAUGAGUUACGGACCCCGUUACGGUCCGUAACAUGAGUUACGGCAUGUUACAGACCGUUAGUUAGCUCCAAUUUGUCCGUUUUUUAGCGUCUCGUUUCAUUUCCGAUCCUUAGUCAACCAAUCCUAUAAAACACAAAAAUAACAUAAGAAACAAUGUAACAACACUUAAAAACAAGCAUCAUUUCUAGUUACAAAGGCAUAAAAUGUGCCGAAAUUCACGGCACAUCAAUAUACUCGGAGAUCUCAUCCUCCGACUUGUUAGCUUGAGCAAGGAUGUGGCUUCCUUACUUUUAUUUUCCAAUUACUGGUCAUAGAGUAGGGUUUCUUCUGCUUAUUUUUUUUUUGUACCGAUGUAUCCGGCACAGUCAGGAUAUUAUGAAAUGGAAAAAAUCUUUAAUGGAAUCUUGCAAAUUGGUUGUUAUUGGACUUUAUCGAGCAUCCCCCGUGUAAUUUUUGGUACCCAAACUUUAGCAUAUGCGUUUGUUGUAUUCGAUCAAUAAUUGUUUAUUCCAUAAUCCGACUGAACCCGAUGUGUUUUGCUACCGGUUUGAAUUUCAUAGUCCAUAAACAUUCAUUCCAUAAUCGAGCAUCCGGUUACUAAACUCGGCCAUGACCGGUUCGAAACAACACCCUUUGCGAGAUAUUCGGAAGUUUUACUUGAUCAUGGAGAGGUUUGUAUGAGGUUCCAAUCUAGGUCCCUUCGGAAGGUCGAUCUGUUCGAGCACGAUCAGUUGGUUGAGUAGACCCCCCCGGUUGCUUCUCUCGUACGCUUCCCAUGAUCAGAUAGGAUCCAGGUCACAUCCAUCACAUCCGUUUGACAUCGACACGUGUCAAAGCCCCGUUGGCUCUGAAAGCGGUUGUAGAAGAUCGACUGUCUCGGUCCCACUCUAUAAAAGCAAGUUUUUUUUUUUUUUUUUCACUUUUAGAUUUUUACCAAAGAAUUUUUUUACCUUCGUGUGCUCUGAAUACUUUGAUCUUGAUAUCUUCAAACCUUCAAACCUCCAUAUCUUCUUCUUAAUUUCCGUUCCAAUCUUCAAACCUUCAUUUUAGACAUUUUUAUCUUCAUACUUUCAAAAUAAUGAGCAAAUAUUUAAAGGCUAAGGCCGGUGAGACAUCCUCCGCUCCUAAACCAGAGCCGCUGCUUACUAACUUCGUUCCUCAAGACUGUUCAACAAUUCGGGACUUCAAAGUCGAGAAACCUUCUGAACAGGGGGAUCGAGGUGUUGAAAUAUCAGCCUAUCUGUGCACGAUACCUCUGAAUAAACUCGAACAAGUCAAGGAAGAUUAUGGGUGGAAAAGGAAGGAGGUCGUUAUUCCCGACCAAGUUUAAGCCAUAACGACCCACGUAGAUGGGUACUUGAGUAUUUAUACCUACCCUUUCACCUUCACCACACUUAACCCUGUGGUGGUCGAUUUCUGCAAGCGGUACGAUAUCACCCUCGGCUAAAUUCAUCUGUCAUUUUGGAGGAUCGUUGUGCUCCUUGGUUAUUUUGCUACAAACGUGAACAUUCCGUUCACGGUGCAACACCUUCUUGGCCUAUACAACCCCCGCGUCUUCAAAGGGGGAAUGAUAAAACUUUCUAAACUAGCUACAAAAGCGCCUUUCUCCGAUUUAGAUGAAGAUAAGGACCGAGGCUGGCAGGGCAGGUUUGUUCGAAUCAGGACAGCGGAUCUGAUCUCUGCUGACAAAUUACCGUUUCCCGAGAAAUGGAACCCAAAACGUAAGUAAAUUUACAUCGAUGUGAUUCGGCCGUAUGCUCGCACCGAUACUGAACUUUUUAUUUGUUCGUAUGUAUGCAGCGCUGAUUCGAACCCUUGGUGCGGUUCCUAACCUCGACCAAUGGAUUGGGAAAAUAUGUUCGCAACUCACUUACGCCGAACACACCUGGAGGCAUUUAUCCCAGUCCCAUUGGGAGGCUGGGACCCACGGUAAGUCUUUUCCUUAAAGCGUUGACCUUUCUACCCUGUGUAGUAUGCCACAUUAGUUAGGUAAUGACUGUUCUUCCCUUUGUUUCAUAGGCUUGUCAAUGGCCACCAGAAUUCGGGGCUAGAAAACUGUCGAGGCCUCAGCUGAUGAGUAGGAUAUCGAAGCUCCCGAUCAGGGAGACCUGGUUGUAAGGAGGAAAAGAAAAUCCUCUGAGUCAUUUCGAGCUCCGUCCUAGGCUAAGAAAAGAUUGAGGGACGUCACUUGAGAGGCCUCAUCAGAGGAUAUCUCGGCCCGUGCUAUGGAUGCUGAGGUCGUUGGUCAAUUGUUGGACCAUUCAGAAGACGAUGAUCAGGUUUUGGGUGGGCAUCGUCUUAUUGAUGAGCUCCUCGAGCAUGAUUUGACUGGUUUUGUUGUAGUUACUCCACCGUUGGUGGGAAGUUCAAGUUGAAUUCCGAGUGAUAUCUCGAAGUCAACGGAUGCCGGGAUCUUCGGAUCGAAAGUUGGGGUCUCUGAUCAUACUUCUACCCGAAGUACUGAAAAAUUGCCAGCCGCAGCUGCUGGAUCGAGGGCAACUUCAUCGAUAUCAGGCUCUAAGGUACCUACUAUCCCGCCUUUGUACGAUAUUGGCUCCGUUCUCUCGAUACAAGUUGUGGCCUCAUCUGAAACGAUAAUUUGCAUACAGGAUUCUCCGCCGCCAUUGGUGGAUAUUCCUGCCGAUGAUGAAAAAGCCAAAGGCGAGGUGACCGAGCAAAGGGCGGCCGGUCAUGGGGAUUACGAAAUAUUUGCUCCGGGUAUGUCGUGUUUCAAGAAUUUGCCCAUCCCUAUAGCAGAGCGUUUCGGGGUUAAUUCUGGCCGCAAGUUGGAGAAAUCGUUUCCUGCCCCUAGUGUCGGCCCGAGUAGGAAGAGGCUAAUUACUUUUAAGGUGCCGACCGAUAUGAACAUGUUAUCAGGUCCUGUUGGGGUAUCCAGCUAUCUGUAUCCUUUGGUAUCCCAAGAGGACCAUAAGAAAAUGGCCGAAGUCGAUGAAUCGUGCCUGUUCAACGAGGCUCAGCACGCAUUGAAUCGGGCCUCCGUGCUUCACCAUGCAAGCUUCCACCGGCUUAGGCAUGAAGUGGGUCGACUCAAGGAGGAGCUCGAAAGUAAGAGUCAGGAGGUGGACGAGUUCAUGACUCUAUAUGAAAAUAAAUUGCAAUAUAUCCCGUCUCUCCUUGAUCUUUCCAUCCUUAUAUCGGAUUUAGCAGCAGCUCGAAACGAAGCUGCCGAAGCCAAACGGGAACAUGACCAGUUGGCAGAGAAGGCCCGAGCUUAUGUUAGCCAGAUUGAUCAACUCCGGGCAGAGCUUGAUGGGAUCAAACCCGAGUUUGAUUCCCUCCACGAAAUAACCGUCGGUGCUGUGUCCGAAUGUGAUGUUCUCCGGGAGCAGCUUUGGUCAUCGGAGGAACAAAUUAACGGCCUUAGCGCAUCACUUGCUGCGACCGAGGUGGAAAUGAUCGAUUGAGCCUGGUCAUCGCCGAUCUGCAAGAUGAGCAUGGAAAGGCUCUUGAUCAGAUCUCGGGUUAUGAUGAUAUGUUAGAGCAGUACAAGGCCGAUGUGAUUGCUGCUGAUAAGGCCAGUAAUCUUAGAGCUGAGCACGAGCGGUGCUUGUCUCGAAGAAAUACCCUCGAAGAAGUUCAAGCCACUGGUGUGGACUUAUCAAAGUUGAUCGAGGAAGCAAAAGAGCUUGAAGCGGAAGCAAAGGCUGCGUUCGACCCCGAGGAUUUGGAUAUCGAUCUCGAGUUAGCCGAUAAAGAGGCCGAGGGGUCGGAUGAAGAGUAGGUUUGGGGCCUCGCGCCCCCUCUUUUGUUUUUGCAUAUUUGUUUUGAGGCCAUUGUCCGAGCCUUUGUAAAUCUAAUUUAUAUAUGAAUUAAUUGAAAUUUGUGUUUAAUUUUUGCAAAGAAUUUCCACGUUUCAGUGUUUUAC
This is a messenger RNA of Lycium barbarum (goji berry), 8428 nucleotides long. RefSeq lists its product as uncharacterized. Bases 7263 to 7967 code for a protein of 234 amino acids. NCBI's taxonomy places the organism in Eukaryota, Viridiplantae, Streptophyta, Magnoliopsida, Solanales, Solanaceae. The record is from RefSeq and is a predicted model, not a curated record. The transcript is spliced from 3 exons.